CAUUAUUCUCUCUUUCUACAUUCCAUAAUUCUCUUUUCUUUUUUUUUCCCAUUCUGCUUUUUUUCUUCUCCCAAGACCCCAUGGCUGGGAAGCAUGGAGAAGUCAUGUGGCCAAGAUUAGUUGCUAAUAAGAUUUUGAAGAAGAGAUUGGGAAGCAAUAACUUUGUGGCCGAUAUUCCAAGUAACAAUAAUAAUUCAGAGGCUUUGCUUGAAAUUCCACUCUUUGCUCAAUCUUCUUCUGUCCCAAAUGCCUUCUAUAAACCUCCAACCCAAAAUUACAAGGUUUUUGUUAGUACAUGGAAUGUUGGAGGAGUUGCACCAAAUGAUGAUUUGGACAUGGAGGAUUUAGUGGAUAUUUCUUGUGACAUCUAUGUUUUUGGUUUCCAAGAAAUUGUGCCGUUGAAAGCCUCAAAUGUGUUUGGAUCAGAGAAUAGAAAAAUAUGUUCAAAAUGGAAUUCAAUGAUAAGAGAAGCAUUGAAGAAGAAAGUGAAACAAAACUUCAAGUGUAUAAUAAGCAAACAAAUGGUUGGAAUAAUGAUAUCAAUAUGGGUUCGAAGUGAUCUUCAUCCAUUCAUUCGAAGUCCAAGUGUCUCUUGCAUUGGUUGUGGCAUUAUGAGCUGCCUUGGCAACAAGGGAUCAGUAUCAGUUAGAUUUCGAUUGCAUGAAACAAGCUUCUGUUUUGUAUGCACUCAUUUGGCAUCCGGUGGUAAAGAAGGUGAUGAAAAGAAUAGAAAUCAAAAUGUUUCUGACAUUUUAUGUCGCACUACCUUUCCUAAAGGCCCUUCUCUUGAUUUGCCUAAAAAAAUUCUCCAACAUGACCGAGUGGUAUUGCUUGGGGACUUGAAUUAUAGAGUUUCUCUACCAGAAGAAACUACGAGAGUGUUGGUUGAAAGAAAGGAUUGGGACACUUUAUUACAAAAUGAUCAGCUAAAGAUGGAGAUGAUGGAUGGUGAAGUAUUGGAAGGAUGGGAAGAAGGGAACAUAAAAUUUGGGCCAACCUACAAAUAUUAUAGAAACUCAGAGGCUUAUUAUGGAAGUUUGCAUGGCCUUAAAUCUGAAAAAAGGAGAGCUCCUGCUUGGUGUGACCGAAUUUUAUGGAACGGCAAGGGACUAAAACAAAUAUCAUACAAUCGAGGGGAAUCAAAACUAUCAGAUCAUAGACCUGUAAUGGCUGUUUUUACGGCAGAAGUUGAUACCUUAACAAGCUUGAAAACUUUACGUAGUUACUUUUUAUCAAACAGAUUUGAACAACUAAAUAAUUCUACUACUCCAUUUGUCGAGGACCAAGAAGAGGACGAGUACGAAGACGAAGAGAUGUUUUCUACUGUUAAUUUCAUAUGUAAGAAUAAAUCAACCUUUCAAGACCAUCUUAAAUGACGUUUAAUUGAAAAAGGAAGAGAUGUUCAAUUAUUAAAUAUUGUGUACUGUGUAACAUAUAUGAUAGACGUACAAAAAUUAGGUUAGAUUUAGAUAUUAUAUUUCUUGAGGUUGAAUCGAUUGUAUAUUUUUUGGUUAGUUUUUUCUUUUAUUUAUAGCUUUUUUGAGCUCUUUCUACACUGCCCCUUUUUAUAUAAAGAUGGACUUGAACUUGCGAAUCAAUGCUUCUUAAUUUUGUGUU
Cucumis sativus (cucumber) is the source of this 1617-nucleotide messenger RNA. RefSeq names its product type IV inositol polyphosphate 5-phosphatase 9. Bases 81 to 1376 code for a protein of 431 amino acids. Gene Ontology annotation, biological process: phosphatidylinositol dephosphorylation. Gene Ontology annotation, molecular function: phosphatidylinositol-3,4,5-trisphosphate 5-phosphatase activity; inositol-polyphosphate 5-phosphatase activity; phosphatidylinositol-4,5-bisphosphate 5-phosphatase activity. The record is from RefSeq and is a predicted model, not a curated record. Lineage: Eukaryota; Viridiplantae; Streptophyta; Magnoliopsida; Cucurbitales; Cucurbitaceae. The transcript is spliced from 8 exons.